Molecule: messenger RNA, 1681 nt
Organism: Vanessa tameamea
Lineage: Eukaryota; Metazoa; Arthropoda; Insecta; Lepidoptera; Nymphalidae
Gene: sad
Product: cytochrome P450 315a1, mitochondrial
Exons: 7
Coding region: 197-1642 (481 amino acids)
Biological process (GO): glucocorticoid biosynthetic process; cortisol metabolic process; cholesterol metabolic process
Cellular component (GO): mitochondrial inner membrane
Molecular function (GO): iron ion binding; oxidoreductase activity, acting on paired donors, with incorporation or reduction of molecular oxygen; heme binding
Source: RefSeq, a predicted model, not a curated record
UACAAUAACAACUUGUUGGUUGAUAACGUUUUGCAAUGCGAAGCUCCAUUGGAUAAAGAUAAAUAUUAUAAUAUAAAUGUAUAAGACGGUGCCUGCAAAAUAAAAAAAUACUAGAUUUUAAAAUUUUAUUAUUGUUGAAAAUCAAAUAGAUCAUAGCUCGUUACGAAGUUUUGUUACUUUUCAGUGUAAUUUUACAAUGCAUCGAUUGAAGAGAAUUUUGAGAUGUAGUGCAAUGAGGUAUGUGGUAAAAUCAGUUCAACAAUCAAAAAUACCUUUAACUAUUGCGGAUAUACCGCAUCCGAAAUCAUUACCAAUUAUCGGAACAAAAUUAGAUCUCAUACUUGCUGGAAGUGGGAAAAAAUUGCACGAGUACAUUGAUAAUCGACACAAGCAAUUAGGCUCCAUAUUUGCGGAACGACUAAGUGGGAGCACAGAACUCAUUUUUAUAAGUGAUACUGCAUUGAUAAAAUCACUUUUUAUUAAUCUUGAGGGUAAAUAUCCGAUUCAUAUAUUACCCGACCCAUGGGUUCUUUAUGAAAAAACUUAUGGGUCGCACAGGGGCCUUUUUUUUAUGAACGGUGAAGAAUGGUUGUUAAAUCGACGAAUUAUUAACAAGCAUUUACUAAGAGAAAAUGCAGAUGAUUGGAUUCGUUCAGCAGUAAAUAAAACUGUCGAAGACUUUAUAGAAAACUUAAAAAAUAAAACAAGAAACGGCUGUCUAAUAAAAGAUAUGGAAUUCGAAUUGUAUCAACUUUCUACAAACGUUGUUAUAAAUGUGCUAUUAGGUUCUAACAGUCUUUCACGUAGUCGACACAAUGAAGAAUUAUUAACUAUAUUUACGACAUCCGUAAGAAAAAUAUUUCAAACUACAACUAGAUUAUAUGCAUUGCCGGUAAAUUGGUGCCAACGUUUGAAUUUAAAAGUUUGGAGAGAUUUCAAAGAAUGUGUUGAUUUAUCAUUAUUUAUAGCAAAAAAAUUGGCUCAAGAAAUGAUAAAUCAUAAUGAUCAAAGUAAUGGAUUGAUUAAACGAUUAAUGGAAGACAAUAUGGAAGAAGAAAUGAUAAUAAGAAUAGUUGCAGAUUUUAUAAUUGCUGCUGGUGAUACGACAGCGUAUACAACCUUAUGGAUCCUUUUGUUGCUAUCCAAAAACGAUGAAGUUGUUAAGAAUAUUCGUGCUCAAGAUAAUUUUUAUAUAAAAUUUGUGGUAAAGGAAGCAAUGAGAAUGUACCCUGUUGCACCUUUUUUAACAAGAAUAUUACCACAAGACACUACUUUGGGGAAAUAUAAGCUUAAUAAAGGGACACCCAUAAUAGCUUCAAUUUACACCUCAGGCCGCAAUGAAGAAAACUUUUCCAAACCAAAUUUGUUUUUACCAUUUCGCUGGAAUAGAAAUGAUCAACAAAAACAAUAUUUAGUCAAUCAUGAUCCCUCAGCAUCACUUCCUUUUGCUAUGGGAGCACGGUCUUGUAUCGGAAAAAAGAUAGCUAUGAUACAACUAACAGAAAUAGUUAGCCAGAUUGUGAAAAACUUUGACAUUAAAUGUAUUAAUAAAGAAAACAUAAAUUGUAUCACCUCACAAGUGCUAAUACCAGAUAAGCCUAUAGAAUUUGUUUUCACUGUGAAAGAUGACCUAAUGAAAUAGGAAUAAAUAAAGGACAAUAAUGAAUGUUUACAGUGUUAA